Messenger RNA from Symbiodinium pilosum, 1842 nucleotides. NCBI's taxonomy places the organism in Eukaryota, Dinophyceae, Suessiales, Symbiodiniaceae. The record is from the annotation of a GenBank genome assembly.
AUGGUUGUAGUGAUUGGCCUGCCAGGCAAGGAUGACUAUGCUGUGGGGGGCACUCCGUCCGAGGCAAGCGCUCCAGGUGAAGAAUUUGAGCGCCUGCAGCAGGCUCUUCAGCAGAAUCUCGAGGCCCUUCAGGACCUGCGAGCCAAACUGGCUCCUUAUCAGGAUUCUUCUCGCUCUGGCCUGCUGUGGCGAUGGGCAGAUGUGGUCUCUGUGGCUUCGCGCUUCCGGGAGGCGCUGCGACUACCAUCGAAGGCGCAGCGUGCCCUGGCUGUAGUCCCUGCUGCGGCAGCGACUGGAAACGGUGCAGCCCUCUCACGGCGGUUCUCGGAAGUGGACCUUUCAGAUAACAUUGCAGAAUUUACAACCAUCUCUGGCCUUUUCCUCGCGGCCGUGAUAGGCUUGCUGGGAUGCGGGGUUGCUGCAGCCUGGCAUCACUUCGGUUGGGCUGCAGGGCUCUUUGCGUUCGGGGCGGCCAACUCGGUGCUGUUGCGGAAUUACUCGCGGCUACACCUGCCUCACAUCCGCCGGCGGCUAGAACAUCGGUUGAAAGAAUUGUCGCAACAGAAGGAUACCUUGCUCAAAGACGUGCAGCAGGUGCAGAGCGCCUCCCGUAAGACCGGGAUGGUGCAGGUGCGAGCUCACAUUUUCUUGCAGAGUGUCAACGUGAUUCGAAACAUUGACUACCUGACGCGCUGCAUCAAAACAGAGGUGCAGCGCUUGUCCUCAGACCGGAACCCUCGGAAAGCUCAGCUGCGGCGUCGGUUGGCUUCCAGCGGCCUGCAGCUGUUGUUGGCAUUGCUCCCUCACAGCCCACCGCAGUGGCAGCAGGAAGCCCUGGGAGGUGAGAACUGCAUCGAGCUCGCCUCCCUGCUGUAUGCCCGUCGCAGAGGAUUGUCAGCAGCCCUGGCCUCUGGCAUCUUAUCCAGCGGUUACACAGAGUCCCGAAAGCGGCUGUGGCUGCUGUUCAGGAUGGUUCACCUCAGCUCUGCGAUCCCAACAGAGGUGCAGGGCAAGCUGAGUGCCCUUGUGGACAGCUAUCUACGCCCUGUGUUGGUUGAGCGUCGUGUCCCAACAGGCUACUGCCAACCACUGGGCCCAUCGGCCAGUUCCCAUGCCAUGCUGGAAGACAGCAAGCGUGGAGGCUCUGACGAGCUGGGUGAGGAGGAACAGCACUCGACCAAAGGUGCGAGCGUGUCGAGUGCGGCUCGCAGUGCAGAAAGUGACGAGCAAACUGCAGAGAGUGAGGACACCUUCUCUUUCUGUGCGUCCACCGCAUCCCAGUCCAAGAUCUCCAGCACAUCUUGUGACCGCAUGGGAGACACCUCCAAAGCAGUGCGCAAGCUUUUCGCAACUCGGAGUGACAUCACCCAGGUCUUAAAGCGGCUUCCCGCACAGGCUCUGAUGUCGCCGGCGGGUUCUACGACACAGACGGACACUAUCCUGCGAGAUAUCUUUACCUCGGUGGCCGUGGGCCUGCCUGCAUCCCUUCUUCCGGAGGGGACCGGCGGGAAGAGUCAAGGUAGUCAAAGCAAGGCAAGAGUGGCACUGGCCACCGGCUACCAGUACAGCGACAGGCCGUACAACUUGUCCCGGGUCCAGACUACGGUGAACCUCAAGGUUGCCGUGCCCAUCCAGGCUGGACAAACCGGAGGAGGCCCUCUUGAAAUGGCCGUGCAGCUGUGCAACCUCUCUGACUCGGAGCCAUCUGCAGUCGAUGCACUCUCCGCCUGGAGCGACCUUGCUGGGGCCCUACCCCUUCGCUUCAACGACUCGGCGCUGAGAGUGCGCCGACGCCACCUGAAGAAAGCCAAGGAAGCUUUGCGUUCGCUGCCGCGUGGCUAG